AUGGGGAUCACCCAGACGGCUCCCCUUGUCCUUCUCCUUGCGCUGCUGCUCGCCGUCACUUCUCUGAGCAGUGCCGAUCUGUACGGAAAUCCACCCCCACCUUUCGCCGUCAAGGGGAAGACCUUCCCGCCGGAGUCAACCUUAUGCAUAGACCCCAGUAAGUCCUGCUUCGGCCAGAGUAUCAAGUGCCCGGACCAGUGCCCUAUGGCCAGGCCAGCCGACCCAAAGGCUAAAGCCUGCUUCAUUGACUGCAACUCUCCCAAGUGCGAGGCCACCUGCAGGAGUCAGUAGCUUCAGCACUACUCCUUCUCACUUCUGUUUGCUACAUACUGUAACCACAUGAACAGUUGAUCUAGUUCAGACCAAAGGCCUUAAUCAUAGGGUUUCGCUGCUGUUGUCUUGGUUCAGACAGGAAACCUGACUGCGAGGGCAACGGGGCGGCGUGCUACGACCCGAGGUUCGUCGGCGGGGACGGGAUCAUGUUCUACUUCCACGGCAGGGCGGGCCACUACUUCACCCUCGUCUCUGACUCCACCCUCCAGGUCAACGCCCGCUUCAUCGGCCAUCGGCCCCCCGGGAGAACCCGUGACUUCACCUGGAUCCAAGCUCUCGGCCUCAUGUUCGAUGCCCACACAUUCACCGUCGGCGCCACGAACCCCGCCGUCUGGGACGGCGGCGUUGACAGACUGGAAUUCUCCUACGACGGCGCACCGGUUUGGAUCCACGAGGGGCACCUCUCCACGUGGACUUCCCCUGACGGCAAGCUCGAAGUGGAGCGCACGGCGAGGGUCAACAGCGUCGCCGUGACGCUCCCAGGGGUCUUCGAGAUCACCGUCUCCGUCGUCCCCGUCACAAAGGAGGACGACAGGAUCCACAGCUACCGUCUCCCCGACGGCGACUGUUUCGCCCACAUGGAGGUGCAGUUCAGGUUCUUCGAGCUCUCGGACAAAGCGGAGGGCGUCCUGGGGCAGACCUACAGGCCAGACUUCCGCAGCCCCGUGAAGAGAGGCGUUCCCAUGCCGGUCAUGGGCGGCGAGGAUAAGUACACCACGUCAUCCCUCCUCUCAUCCGACUGCAAGUACUGCAUCUUCUCGCCGGUGAGCUCCACCGCCGCGGAAGCGCUGAUGCGGCGCUCCGACGAUGCCGCCGCCGCCUGGGACUGCACCGGCAGGAUGAGCGACGGGUACGGGACGCUCUGCCGCCGGUGA
Molecule: messenger RNA, 1208 nt
Organism: Spirodela intermedia
Lineage: Eukaryota; Viridiplantae; Streptophyta; Magnoliopsida; Alismatales; Araceae
Source: the annotation of a GenBank genome assembly